CAGUUCUGCUCGGCUGCCAGGGUAUAGGGCAGUGGGAGAGCCAAUCAACGAAUCGCGCAGCGCUCUCUUUAAGCCUGACAUAUCUCCAACAGGAACAAAUUGUCCCAACAAUCAACAUCCGAAUCUCCCGUGCGCAUCAGGGGUGGAGUGGAUAUUGUCCGGACGCCGGAUUGCACUGGGUUCUGGAACACAAUAACAAACCAGUGAAGAAUAUUUAGACAGAAAAACAGCAUCCUUCUGGAUACCGGCGUUGGGCUGGGGAGUGAGACCCGACAUCAUGUCAAUACUACCUUCGUUUGGGUUUACCCAGGAGCAAGUCGCCUGCGUCUGCGAGGUCCUGCAACAAGGAGGGAACCUGGAGAGGCUCGGUCGUUUUCUCUGGUCUCUCCCAGCUUGUGACCACCUCCACAAGAAUGAAAGUGUACUGAAAGCAAAGGCGGUGGUCGCCUUCCACCGAGGGAACUUCAGAGAGCUCUAUAAGAUCCUGGAGAGCCACCAGUUUUCCCCACACAACCAUCCCAAGCUGCAGCAGCUGUGGCUGAAAGCGCAUUACGUGGAGGCGGAGAAAUUGCGCGGCCGACCGCUUGGAGCCGUGGGGAAGUACAGGGUACGAAGGAAAUUCCCUCUGCCCCGCACGAUCUGGGACGGCGAGGAGACCAGCUAUUGCUUUAAGGAGAAGUCCAGGGGUGUUCUUAGAGAGUGGUACACGCAUAACCCUUAUCCCUCCCCGCGAGAGAAAAGGGAGCUGGCCGAGGCCACGGGACUGACCACUACGCAGGUCAGCAACUGGUUCAAAAACAGACGCCAGAGAGACAGAGCCGCAGAAGCUAAAGAAAGAGAAAACAGCGAAAACAACAACUCCGGCAACAACAAACAGAACCAGCUGUCUCCCCUCGAUGGCGGCAAGUCGCUCAUGUCCAGCUCGGAAGAUGAGUUCUCUCCACCACAAAGCCCUGAUCAGAACUCUGUGCUUUUGCUCCAGGGAAAUAUGAGUCACCCCGGCGUCUCCUCUUACCAUAUGACGGGCCUCGGUGGCGCACAGCCGGUGCAUGGAAUGCACGGACACCCGCACCAACUCCAAGACUCGUUGCUGGGACCUCUAACAUCGAGCCUUGUGGAUCUAGGCUCCUAAAGGCAAACUGAUACUAUCUUUGAAAAGACUGAUAACUACCAGCUUGAGUACAUAUAUGAAAUUACACUAUGGUACCUUAUAACUAGACUGACCUCUGUCUGUCGUUAAAUUUGGUUAGAACUAUAACGCAAUUAUUUUAUGCGCUUAUCCUGACUUAGGAGGUACCCUCCUUCCCGUGAAAAUACAAUCAUACCCCCUUUUAUGAACUCUUAAGUCAACGAGACACUUAAACUGGACUGCCCUUUUGCUUAAUUUAUGAUAUUUUUUCUUCAGAUUAAAUUUAUAGCAACUUCCUGCUAUGGAAACUAAGAAGCGACGUUUUAAUUAAAAUCCUAAUUAGUUUCCAAUAAAACAAAAAGAGACGUCAA
This is a messenger RNA of Coregonus clupeaformis (lake whitefish), 1500 nucleotides long. RefSeq names its product homeobox protein six1b. The coding region runs from base 278 to 1132 and encodes 284 amino acids. The record is from RefSeq and is a predicted model, not a curated record. The transcript has 2 exons. Gene Ontology annotation, biological process: regulation of transcription by RNA polymerase II. Gene Ontology annotation, molecular function: RNA polymerase II cis-regulatory region sequence-specific DNA binding; DNA-binding transcription factor activity, RNA polymerase II-specific. Lineage: Eukaryota; Metazoa; Chordata; Actinopteri; Salmoniformes; Salmonidae. Gene Ontology annotation, cellular component: transcription regulator complex; nucleus.